Phodopus roborovskii (desert hamster) is the source of this 1056-nucleotide messenger RNA. It is a transcript of the gene Tmem196, whose product is annotated as transmembrane protein 196. The transcript has 5 exons. The coding region runs from base 346 to 903 and encodes 185 amino acids. The record is from RefSeq and is a predicted model, not a curated record. NCBI's taxonomy places the organism in Eukaryota, Metazoa, Chordata, Mammalia, Rodentia, Cricetidae.
AGAACUCUGGACAGCGCCUUGCAAGCAGCCUGAGCUCACAUUCAGAGUCUGCACUCCAGUGCCCGGCUCCCAGUGCUGGCUUCUAGACUCCCACCCAUUGCUGGCGGUUCCUGUGUGAACGUGCCAGGGGCUGGAGCAGCUCUUUCUCCUCUGGUCUGGCCACGGAAAUGCUUCUCCGGUUUUCGAAAUCCAGACCUUGUGGAUAACGUUUUGCUGGUGAAAAGAGAAAAGUUUGAGGAUCUGGACCGUGGUAGUGGGUGGAAAGGGCUAAGGAGGACUUUGGAAGAAAGAAGGUGGAUGAUUGUCUUCCUUCUCUGAGCUGGAAGGAAUGAUGACUCAAGGAGAAUGUGCACCAGCAGCCAGAUCAUUGGGAGCCUCUUGGUGCUCUCUGUGCUGGAGAUAGGGCUGGGGGUGUCCAGCGUGGCCGUGGGGGCAGUCAGCUUCAGCCUGGCCCUCCGAGAGCACACACCGCAGCUUGGAGACUCGUCCCCGGUAUGGAGCGGGGUGUGUUUUCUUCUUUGUGGCAUAUGUGGAAUACUGUGCGCCAAAAAAAAGUCAGGACUUGUUAUGAUACUCUUUUCAGCCUGCUGUAUCUGUGGACUCAUUGGAGGCAUCCUGAAUUUUCAGUUUCUUCGGGCAGUCACAAAGAAGACCUCAUCUCUGUACCCACUUCACCUUGCUUCCAUGUCUUUGGCGUGUAUUGGGAUUGGGGGCUGCACUCUGUCCUCCUGGCUCACUUGUCGUCUAGCCAGCUAUGAGCAAAGGAGAAUGUUCUCAGAACGGGAACAUUCCCUGCAUCACUCUCAUGAAAUGGCUGAGAAAAGAUUGAGGGCUAUUGAAAUAACCGACUUGCCCAGCUGCCCGGUGGUGCCCCCGACACCAGAGUUACCUACAAGGAAAUGACAGACAACAUGAGCAAUGGAGGACCACAACUGAUAUUUAAUGGAAGAGUACAAUCAAUGUUUUAAAGAGCUGAACAUUUUUCAGGUUGUUCAUGAAUCAGGAGAGUCUGAAGGCCUGGGAGCUGCAAUUAAAAGAUUUCUUGCAUUUUCUGUU